CUCUGCUCCCCCGUCACUCACUCCUGCAACCCGCGAGCCAGAGAAUUGCAGGCAAAGGGGAGCUCCUGCUGCCACCCGCUAGCUGGCUUUUUAAUCGCUCUGCCCAGCCGGCGACUGGCGAUUUCCCCGUCGCUCCUGGUCCGAGCGGGGCGUUGAAGAGCUGCCGCCAAGCGACUGCCGCGGGGGAGGGACGGAGGUAGCCGGGCUUCCAGCGUGAGGCUGUCAUGGCGUCGACGCGGUUGCCUCCGAUCACGCUGACUCUGAAGCAGUUCUUGAGAAGGCAGCAAGUUCUUCAGUUAUACAGAAAAAUUCUUCAGGCUAUUCGUCAGGUACCCAGUGAAGCUGAUCGUCAUUAUCUGAGAGACUGGGCAAGGUCAGAAUUCAAAAGAAAUAAAGGUGCUACAGAAGAGGAUACAAUCAGGAUGAUGAUUACUCAAGGGAACAUACAGCUUCAAGAACUUGAGAGAACUCUGAAAUUGGCAAAAUCCUAGCCUUAAUUGUGAAAUACAAUAUUAUUUUAAUGCAGCUUCCUCCAGAAUACAUUGGAUGUGGAGGGACUUCUCAAAGAGCCAAAAAGUGUUGCUUAUACAGACUGUUGUCAGUGAGAAAGCUGAUCUUGAUACGAUUCGGCUAUGAUGGGCAGAAAUCUGUAAAGAAAUACUGGGAAUGGACAUUGGCUAAACUUGACUUAGA
Sphaerodactylus townsendi is the source of this 693-nucleotide messenger RNA. RefSeq names its product LYR motif containing 2 (gene LYRM2). Gene Ontology annotation, cellular component: mitochondrion. Bases 225 to 491 code for a protein of 88 amino acids. NCBI's taxonomy places the organism in Eukaryota, Metazoa, Chordata, Lepidosauria, Squamata, Sphaerodactylidae. The transcript has 3 exons. The record is from RefSeq and is a predicted model, not a curated record.